Molecule: messenger RNA, 780 nt
Organism: Emericellopsis atlantica
Lineage: Eukaryota; Fungi; Ascomycota; Sordariomycetes; Hypocreales; Bionectriaceae
Exons: 2
Coding region: 1-780 (259 amino acids)
Cellular component (GO): cytosol
Molecular function (GO): electron transfer activity
Source: RefSeq, a predicted model, not a curated record
AUGGCUUCCAAACUACGGAUUCUUGUGCCCGUCAAGAGGGUCAUUGACUAUGCGGUCAAGCCCCGCGUCAACAAAGCCAUGACGGCCGUCGAAACCGCCGGCGUCAAGCACUCCAUGAACCCCUUUGACGAGCUCUCCGUCGAAGAAUCCGUCCGCAUCCGCGAGAAGAAGCGCUUCCCCGGUGGUGUCGAGGACAUCUGCGCCAUCUCGGCGGGACCACCCAAGGCCGCCGAUGUCCUGCGCACAGCCAUGGCCAUGGGCGCUGACCGUGCGAUCCACGUGGAGCUCAAGGAUGGCGAGGAGAUGGAGCCCCUGACUGUCGCCAAGAUGCUCAAGGCGGCGGCCGAGCGCGAGAAGAGCAACCUGGUGAUCCUGGGCAAGCAGAGCAUCGAUGAUGACGCUGCGCAGACCGGCCAGAUGCUGGCGGGGCUCCUUGGCUGGCCCCAGGCCACGCAGGCGAGCAAGGUCGAGUUUGGAGAGAACAACUCCAUCACGGUGACCAAGGAGGUCGAUGGUGGCGUGGAGACGGUGAAAGCGAAGCUGCCCAUGGUCGUGACCACCGAUCUGCGAUUGAACGAGCCCCGCUACGCGAGCUUACCGAACAUUAUGAAGGCCAAGAAGAAGAAGCUGGACAAGGUCGGGCUGGGAGACUUUGGGUUGACGAACGAGCCUAGGCUCAAGGUGCUCAAGGUCACUGAGCCAGCGCCCAGGCAAGGCGGUGGUAAGGUGGAAGAUGUUGACGGGCUGGUGGCCAAGCUCAAGGAGCUGGGGGCACUGUAA